GAGCGGCCGAGGUGAGAUCGCUGCGCCGACGGAGCUGUCCACUCUGCCGUGGUGCUGAACUCCACAUCCCCCUCCUCUUUUUCUUCCUUCUUUGUCGGCUCCACUGUACAUUGGUGAUAUUUUGGGAAAGGAUUUACAACCUCCCCUCUGGCUGCUUAUAGGUGCAAACUUCCCCCGCGAGGACAUCUCUCUCUCUCUGAACAUCGGAAAUUACUCUACACCAGCAGUGGAUUUGACCGGAGCUCGAGAUUAUCAUUAAUAGUUUGUUGAAAAGUGUGGCUCUCUUUCGUUCAACACUAACCUCGUGUGGAUUACCCUUCUGGAUGGUUUACGUCUGGCCACACAGGAAAAGACCAAUGAAGACAGCCAGAUGGUGGUCGGCGGCAAUUUUACUGUUGGGGCUCGCUGUUCUCAGCGCCGACGGGAGACCCAACAAGGAGGGAUUUGGGUCGCCGCCCUAUCGACCAGUCGUGAGAUUCCGACACAAGGAUGGGAUCCCUGAGAGCUUAAGGAUAAAGGGUUUUAUGGGGCACAAUGGCUAUCCAGGUCCAUGUGAACAUAAGUACUGUGGCUUGGGGCGUCACUGUGUGGUCAACCAUGAGACUGGCCAAGGGGAGUGUAAGUGCUUGGAUCACUGUAAACCGCACUAUAAACCCGUGUGUGGUUCAGAUGGGAAGCUGUACCAGAACCAUUGUGAGCUCCACCGGGCCUCUUGUCUUAGAGGACACAGGAUUACCAUCAUGCACAGUGAGGAGUGCUUCUACAAAGACGAUGACUGUAGAUUGAGUGACUAUCGUCGCCUGAAGACCAAGAUUCUGGAUCUGCAUGAUAAAAGAUAUAUGAGGUCUACCAUCCACGGGGCCCACGAGGACAACAUGGCUGCCAGGAAGCAACUGGUUGAUAUGAUGUUCAAACGUUUUGAUGCAGAUAACAAUGGUCAAAUAGAUGCCAGCGAACUUUCACAGGUCAUCAAGCAAGAGGGUCUUUCCAAGGACAUCUCUGAGUGCACGUUGUUCGAUCUGCUGAAGUACAAUGAUGUCAAUGAUGAUGAGCACCUGACAAAAGAGGAGUUUUACACAGCUUUCGAUGUGUACCUGCUCACCCUUCCAGAUGACGAGAAAGUAAGCGUCACCACAGUAACAGUUGGGCAGAGUGCCGUGUUGACUUGUGCAAUCACAGGGGAGCGGAGGCCUCCGAUAUUGUGGAAGAGGAACCAUCAAUAUCUGAACUCCUUGAACCUGGAGGACAUCAAUGACUUUGGAGAUGAUGGCUCGUUGUACAUCACCAAGGUGACCACGACCCACAUGGGCAACUAUACCUGUCAUGCCGAUGGUUACGAGAAACUGUUUCAGACCCACACUCUCCAAGUGAAUGUCCCUCCUGUUAUCCGAGUGUACCCAGAGAGCCAAGCGAGGGAGCCAGGCGUCACUGCCAGCCUGCGCUGCCAUGCUGAGGGAAUCCCCAGCCCCCAGCUGGCCUGGCUGAAGAACGGCAUGGACAUCACAACCAAGCUGUCCAAACAGCUCACCCUUCAAGCUAAUGGAAGCGAGGUGCACAUCAGCAAUGUGCACUUUGAGGACACCGGCGCCUAUACCUGCAUCGCCAAAAAUGAUGCUGGUGUCGACGAGGACAUCUCUUCGCUAUUUGUGGAAGACUCUGCGCGCAAAACUUUGGCAAACAUUUUAUGGCGAGAAGAAGGUCUUGGCAUCGGAAACAUGUUCUACGUGUUCUAUGAAGACGGCAUAAAAGUCAUCCAGCCAGUGGCAUGUGAGAUACAACGGCAUAUUAAGCCCAGUGAGAAGCUGUUGGCUCUGCAGGAGGAGGUGUGUCCCUCUGCAGCAGGAGAAACAGUCCAGAGGUGCGUGUGGUCAUCAGCGGUCAACAUCAAGGACAAGUUUAUUUAUGUGACACAGCCAACCUUGAAUCGAGUGCUCAUUGUUGACAUCCAGUCUCAGAAGGCUGUCCAGACGGUCAGCACCGACCCUUAUCCUGUGAAGCUCCAUUACGACAAAUCCCACGACCAGGUGUGGCUGCUGAGCUGGGGAGACAUGGAGAAGAACUUCCCUACUCUUCAAGUGAUCAAUCAGGCCAGUGGUAGAGUGUCUCAUCACACCGUUCACACUCAGCCGGUCGGCAGGCGCUUCGACAGGGUGGACGACUUCUUCAUUCCUGCAUCCAGCCUCAUCAUUAACCACAUCAGAUUUGGCCUCAUCCUUCAUCGAAAUGAGCCUGUCCUGCACAAGAUCGACCUGGAGACUUUGUCAUACGUGAAAAACAUCAGCCUUCGGGAGUAUAACUGCAUCCCCAAGUCUGUGGCCUACACCCACCUUGGCGGCUACUACUUUGUCAACUGCAGGCCCGACUCCACCGGCGCCUCCCAGCCCCAAAUCAUCUUGGACAGUGUGACGGAUAGUGUGAUCGGUCAGAACCGCGAUGUUACCGGCACUCCCUAUGUGUCUCCAGAUGGCCACUACUUGGUCACUGUCGACGACGGCGAUGGUCUGAUGAGAAUCCAGAUGAUCUCGGAGCACGGGGAGAUCCAGGAGCCCUUCGACAUCCACACCAACCUUCACUUGUCUGAUCUGGCCUUCCAGCGCUCAUUCACUGAGGUCCACCAGUACAACGUGUUUGGCAGUUCUGGCCGCCAAACUGACGUUCUGUUUGUGGAGCUGAGCACUGGCAAAGUCAAGAUGAUUAAGAGCUUGAAAGAGGCCACCAAGUCAUUCGAGUGGCCGUGGAGCAGUAGGAACAGGGUAAUGGUGGGCAGCGGACUGUUCGGGCAGUACCUCAUGACCCCGUCCAGAGAAUCCCUCUUCAUCCUGGACGGACGGCUCAACAAGCUCAACUGUGAGAUCACUGAUGUCCUCAAAGGCAACGUGUUGGUGUGGGUUGGGGAUUCUUAGGUCAUAAAAUCAAGACCCAAUGAGCUUUCUUUUCCUCAAAGGUACUGUUGCACUGAAUUCUGUUGCAGAUUUUUUAAUUUUGUGGGAGCGCUAUAGUGAAAACCACAGAAUCAAAAACCAAAUUGACAAUUUGUAAGUCCAUUGGAUGAGAGACUGUCAUCCAAAAAACAAAAAAAUACAAGUGAUGAUAUAAUUAAUAUUGUCUUAAAGCCAAGUUAAGAUAUUUUUUCCACCAAGUGGUUUGUCUCCAAGUCAACAUAAAGUUGCUUGCUGGUUUAAUUUUUCAGGAAAAUUGGAAUGAAUCCGCAAAAGUUCCGUAGAUAUGUGCAACUUUGCAUUAUUAUUCACAAUUGGUUGUAUUCAGUGUGUGGGAAUGCUGUAGCUAAUCUCUAAACAAAACUAAUAUUUAAGAGAAUUGGCAAAAAUAGAUAUAUAUACUGCAUAUGUCCAGAUUAACUCUUGUAAUUUAAGUUUAUCCAUUCCAAACUUUUUCCUGUGCCUUCAAGGAAAAUUCCCCUCCAUCAGAGGAAUUAACAUAAUUAUUCCCAGUGUGACUGCAGACUACACCUCUUCCUUUGACCCCUUCAUUCGUGGUGAGCAUGGUUCCUCACAAAUCUACUGCUCUCGUCUAUCCGUCCGUCCAACGCAGCCGACUCAGUCUAAUUAAAACGAGCCCUUGCUGUGAUCCCAUCCUGUUUGAAGUGGAGACUGAGAGACUGAGUGGUUCAUUAUGGUUGUGCGCUCUGUAACCUUUUAAUCCGAAAUUAUAAUCAGCGUUGGAAGGUGAAUGAUUUUUUUUUUUUUUCCUUUUUUGUCCAAAGCAGAAAAAUGAAAGUCAGUGGCGAUGUUAGUGAAAUUGUACCAGCUUUAUACACUACACAUUGUGAAACUUAAUUAUUUCAAAAUGUUCCUUAGCAAUGAGUCAAUAGAGCACUUGUGUGUGAAGAAAAUCGAUCAUAACUUCAAUAUCCCUGAACCAAAAAAAAGAAAAGAAAUCUUAGAUUUUAAUAGAAUGACUAUGAAAACAUGCAUUGUCUGCUCUGUUUGACAGCGUGUUUCAAGUGGAUGUUUUAAUGUGAAGUAAUGAUGAGCUAGCAGAGUGGGUAGUUUUGGUGUUUUGUGUAGAGGGUCUUUGAGGAUAAGCUUUGAAAAUGAGAAACAACUCUCUCUAAAUGCUCCUGCAGUAGAUACAUAGCUGGCAAGUCAAUGAAACCGUUUCCUAGCUGGACACAUUUCUAUGCAUUUUCACCCUAGCACUCUUUGACUCUGUGACUCACAAUGGGCAACUGUAUCUCAAAUUUAGUAUGGACUUUUGAUGUGUACAGAUUAUAUAAAGUCAUCCUGUCUUUCCUGUUAAACUCUUACUCGUAUAUAUUUUGGUUUUAUUUUAAUUUCAUCCUCAAUUUCUCCCCUCUGUCACAUGUUGUUUUCAAAAUUUUCUCUCUAUUAAUGUCCUGUACAUAGCAGCUGACUGUGAGUCCAUUAAGUUCCCAUUAUUGUACAGAUUAACGCAGGUUCAUUUUCCGAGCAAAUAAUCAGCACACUCCUUUUUAAACAAACACAGCUGUCAUUAUAAACAUCCUGUACCAAGCACAUUGUGGUCACAAACACCGCUUUCACGUCCAUAUAGCCAUGUCUUGUAUGUUCCUUCAUGUGGUUGUUAUUUAUAUAGAGAAAACACGCUUGUCA
Messenger RNA from Thunnus maccoyii (southern bluefin tuna), 4592 nucleotides. RefSeq names its product follistatin-like 5 (gene fstl5). Gene Ontology annotation, biological process: regulation of BMP signaling pathway; cell differentiation; multicellular organism development. The record is from RefSeq and is a predicted model, not a curated record. Lineage: Eukaryota; Metazoa; Chordata; Actinopteri; Scombriformes; Scombridae. The transcript is spliced from 16 exons. Gene Ontology annotation, molecular function: protein binding; calcium ion binding. The coding region runs from base 324 to 2903 and encodes 859 amino acids.